UACAUUCGCUUACUUUCACUCCAAUGCACUGAUCAGUCCAACUCCUAUUAGAGUUACCAGAUAAAACAAACGUUUCUUCUUUAGACUGAAUCAUCGCACCACGUGAAUAAGAUUGAUACCAUUUACCAAAUAUCUAAGCUGAGCUUUACCAUGGUACUUCUACCUGCCCUGCUUCUUCUCUGGGGUGAGUAUUCAAUUCGACCUGUUUGAGAAGCUUUCCAUUAUUAAAUCAUCAUCUUAUUUAUUCCUCACACACCACAUGUUUAUGCAAAUGAAAAAUGCAUGAGUAUUUGUCUUGUUUUACUAAGAUAUUGUAGAUUAAUUAAAGUUCAAGUCCUAGAUGAGAACUAUUCUAGUGCAUAUUUAAAUUAAUGGUUGACGUCUACAGUAUGUUGCACAUGUGUGCAUGUUUUUUUAAGAUAUGAAUUUUUCUUCCUGUCAAGAUGUCAGUAGUAUUUCAUUAAAAACUGACCAUCUCUUCUCAGUUGUUUCCCUUUCAAGCCAGGCCGUCUUCGGAAAAGAUCGACUUAAAAAAAAAUUCUACUUACUUGAACCACAAAAGCAGAUAACUGAUGCACUGGAUGCUUGUAAAAGGAAAUACACUGAUCUCGUCACAAUCUAUGAUCAAGAAGAGAUUGUGAACUAUGUUAAAGCGGAAGUGAAUGGAUCUUACAACUGUAGCUGGAUUGGAGCCAAUGGCUGUACAUGGUCAAACGGCGAUCCUGUCACAUUCAUCAACUUCACCAGAAACUUUACUGAGGAAAGGUGCUGUGGUGCGCUGACCGCUGAUGGAACAUGGGAGUGUUUCAACUGUAGUUCCAAAAUGUAUUUCAUGUGUCAUAAACAAGAUGAUCAUAUUUUAAUCUCUCUAAACAAAACCUGGAUUGAGGCUCAGUUGUACUGCAUAAAGAAUCAAAGCAAUUUAGUCAGUAUCAGAAAUGAAAGGGAAAAUAAACGAGUGAAGAAAGCAGUAAAUGGGAGUGACUCUGUCUGGAUUGGCUUUCAAUAUAAUUACAAGGUUGUAUGGUCUGAUGGUGGAGAUUUCGAUUACAAACAAGAAUGCUUUACAUUUCUCCCAAAUGAUUGCAGCACAAGGAAUCUGAGUACCUGUUCUCCUCUUUGCUACAAAAGGUUCAUUCAUGUCAGUACUGAGAGGAAUUCCUGGGAGAAUGCGCUGAAUUACUGCAUCAAUUAUCCAAAAAAAGCUGAACUACUGAGUAUUCAGUCUGAGGAUGAUCAGACAGAAGUGGAGCGAGAGCUAAAAAGACAAAAUAUCACUGAGCCAGUGUGGGUGGGGCUUAGACAGAGUCGACUUUUCGGAUUCUGGAUUUGGUCCAGUGGUUUAAUGGUGGGACCCUGGACCAACUGGCCAGAAAGAAAAGCACCAGACCCUCAAACAUCUUACUUCUGUGGUGCCUUAGAGAAAAAGAAUGGUACAUACAUGUGGAGUGAUAAAGACUGCAGAUUGACAUUAAGAUUUUUAUGUGAGAUAAAGUAAUAUACCUCUGUUUUAUGCUCUUUGGCUUAUCGUAUGCUCAGUUUUCA
Carassius carassius (crucian carp) is the source of this 1545-nucleotide messenger RNA. RefSeq lists its product as uncharacterized. The record is from RefSeq and is a predicted model, not a curated record. NCBI's taxonomy places the organism in Eukaryota, Metazoa, Chordata, Actinopteri, Cypriniformes, Cyprinidae. The transcript has 2 exons. Bases 422 to 1498 code for a protein of 358 amino acids.